Molecule: messenger RNA, 2480 nt
Organism: Annulohypoxylon truncatum
Lineage: Eukaryota; Fungi; Ascomycota; Sordariomycetes; Xylariales; Hypoxylaceae
Product: tryptophan synthase beta subunit-like PLP-dependent enzyme
Exons: 8
Coding region: 423-2039 (538 amino acids)
Cellular component (GO): cytoplasm
Molecular function (GO): cysteine synthase activity; cystathionine beta-synthase activity
Source: RefSeq, a predicted model, not a curated record
UCAUGCUAGCGAAUAUUGGACGAGAAUCGUCCGUAACCUCCAUAACUUGGAACCCCUGAACGAUCCUCUUGCAUCGAAAUCUUCCAAGAUUCCAUCAUCCAUCAUCGCGACAUGUCGAUCAGCCGAAGGGCCAAGAAAUCUAACCAAGGAAACCUUGUCGUUUACCGAGGAAAGGGGAUAGUCCAGACUACUCGUCACAUUUCCGGGUCGCUAAUCCAGGAGGGACAUCUGUGAAACAGGGUCUUCUUAGGUUAUUGGCCUAAUAUGUAGAAUGACGCGGCUGGAGAUGCGGAUGUGACUAAGUAAUAUCGUGGUAACUAUGUCGAUAACCGGUUCUUCGGGUAUGGUAGGUAUUUAUGUCUGUCUUUCAAUGUUCUCAUAACGGAAGAGACUCGUCAGACCAGGCUAAAUAACCUUCGACCAUGCCUAGUCAAAAUUUCCUCAAUGUCUACAAAGGCCCAAACUCAGUUCGGGACUAUUUCGACCCGGACUCGACCCCCCCUUUACCACUGGUGGAGAUUCCAGACAAGCUUAACCCAUAUCGGCGCGAUGGGGUAAGGAUAUACGCGAAGAUGAUGACGAUGCAUCCGGCCAACAACGUAAAGUCCAUGCCGGCACUGAAUCUUUUGGAGAAGAGCGUGGUGCCGGGCAAAACCGACACCGUCAUCGAAUAUAGUUCGGGGUCAACCGUAAUAUCCAUGUCUCUCAUCUCACGAGUCUUCCACGACAUUUCGGAUGUCCGUGCAUUUUUGAGCAACAAGACAAGCAUGGCCAAAUUGCGGCUGAUGCAGUUUUUCGGCCUUGACAUCACACUCUUUGGCGGCCCGUCCCAACCCGAACCAACGGACGAGCGCGGCGGAAUAAGAGCUGCCGAAAGGAUGGCUGAAAGUAACGAGUCCAUCAUUAAUCCAAACCAAUACGAAAAUGACGCCAACUGGAAAUCGCAUGUCAGAUGGACAGGCCCUCAAAUCCUCAUGCAAUUACCAGAGAUCAACUUGAUCUGUGCUGGCAUGGGUACAUCAGGGACCAUGACGGGUCUAGGCAUGUUCUUCAAGGAAGCGAGGCCUUCAGUCUUCCGAUUAGGAGUCUGUACCGCAGCAGGUGAUAGGGUACCAGGCCCUCGAUCGUUCGCCCUCCUUGCCCCCGUCGAGUUCCCCUGGAAAUCGGCGGUGGAUCAUAUUGAGGAGGUCGGGUCACAUGACUCCUUCUCGUUGUCAUUAGACCUAUGCCGCGAAGGAAUUGUAUGCGGCCCAUCCUCCGGGUUUAAUCUUAAGGGCUUAUUUCAGUUCAUCGAGAAGCAAAAAGCUGCAGGGAAACUUCGGGAUUUUGCGGGUGCAGACGGCGAGAUCCAUUGCGUAUUCCUCUGCUGCGACCUUCCGUACCAAUACAUUAACGAAUACUUCGACAAAUUAAGCCCUGAACACUUCCCCUCGAUCACGAACGAGGCCUUGACUAAGGUUGACCUUUACCGAUAUGACGAGGCAUGGGAGAAGAAAGCGGAAGCUGCUCUGCCUUUAUUCCUAGAUGUGAAGAGACAUCCAUCCCAAAAUGGGCCACUAUCAGACCCAAAGUUGGAAAUAGUAGAUGAAAAGAGUCUCGGCGGUUCUAUCGCCGUCAAGGAUGGUGCAAUAAUCAUUGACCUCAGGCAACCUGCCGACUUUGACAGAUUCAGUCUGCCCGGGUCUGUGAACUUACCGUUUGCGGAUCCGUCGAAACCCAGUCCGUUCUCAGACCCGACUGUCCUGGAAGCACUGUGGCUGAAGCUAGAGGACUUUUUCAAAACUCCGAGCGAUUAUGCGCAUCCUUUAGUGCAAGGCAAGCGAAUCUUGUUGCUGUGUUACGAUGGCGAUAGCUCUCGCGUAGCAACCAGCGUGCUGCGAGCCAAGGGUUAUGAGGCCGACAGUUUGCGUGGUGGGUUUCUUGCAUUGGGUGAAUUGGACAUAAGACAAGCUAGAGGCGAGUGUAUCGUCAGCAAUAGCCAAGGAAACAAGCAAGGAAUAGCGGUGUCAUGUGAAGUUCAGCUCGUCACUCCUUCAUGACGGUUAGUUUGAGGGGUAAAAUGGUGGUUGUAUUGCGUUGCAUGGUGUUGUAGUUGACAUGCAGGUUGACAAUAGGUUGAAGGACAGUUGAAGGACAGCGGAAGGAGGUAAAUCCUUAGGCACCCAUGUAGCUGUCUUAGUAAGAGUAAGAGUUCCAAGGUAUUAUUAGCUUAGCGCAACCCGUAUUGGUGGUAUAUAGGAUAAAAGGAUAUUUUGGAUUGUUGAAUAUUACACAACGACCAGCCAAAUUACCUCUUCCGUUCACCAACUGGAGGAAAACUGGAGGAAAAUAACUCCCAGUACCUACCUCCAGCUGUAUUUUUACCGGAUACGGCAAGCAAGGGGCAGAAGAUGCCUUUAUCGAGAUUUUCCCGAUAGGUGGCUAAGGCAAACGAGCUAUACCUAAUCCGGUAAAAGCUUAGGCAGAAAGUUCCGAGUACC